Molecule: messenger RNA, 442 nt
Organism: Paramecium sonneborni
Lineage: Eukaryota; Ciliophora; Oligohymenophorea; Peniculida; Parameciidae
Source: the annotation of a GenBank genome assembly
AAUGGAUAAUUAAAAGAAAUGCCUUUUUGAAAAAUUUGGAGGAGACCAAUAAGUUUCUGAACUUAUAGAUUAAUUCUAUUAUAAAGUGCUGUUUGAUAAGUUACUUCGAGACAAAUUUUUGAAGGCAGAUAUGAGUAGAGUUCGAUAUUAAUAAAAACGAUUCUUCGCUUAAAUGAUGGGCGAUGCCAAUACGUAAUACACUGGAAGGUAUAAUACUUGCUAAUAUAAUUAUAGAGAUUUAAUUGAAGUCCACAAAAAUCUCAAUAUUACCAACUAAUAAUUUGAUAAAUUUAAAACACACCUCAAAAAUAUUGCAUAAGAUAUGGAAAUACCCAAAGAAGACGUAGAGGAAUUACUUUUACAUGUUGAAAAACACAGAGACCUCAUUGUUUUCUAAAAAUGAUAAAAUUUUUAUGUAAUUGGUUAUUCUUAUAUAUUAAUA